Molecule: messenger RNA, 2388 nt
Organism: Venustampulla echinocandica
Lineage: Eukaryota; Fungi; Ascomycota; Leotiomycetes; Helotiales; Pleuroascaceae
Product: Protein kinase-like (PK-like)
Exons: 2
Coding region: 1-2388 (795 amino acids)
Biological process (GO): ubiquinone biosynthetic process
Cellular component (GO): extrinsic component of mitochondrial inner membrane
Molecular function (GO): kinase activity
Source: RefSeq, a predicted model, not a curated record
AUGUCUGGGAGAAGGUUGUUGGACCUGGCUGCUCUGUUCAAUGCCUCCCGCGGCGUUGCGCAGAAGCACGCGGCGCUGAGAGCAAGACAGCUCGAUGUGUACAACAGAACCUCGACUUUGGCUCGAGCCGUGCGGAACCAGACCGAUCGGGUUACGGAGACUGCUAAAGCUGCGUCUUUUCUUGCGUCCCGUUUGAGCGAGGACAGGCCGGCAUGGACAUAUGGUACGGAGGGGGAGAAACCGGCGAGUUCGUCGAAGGGUGCAGAAAAGUCUGGGGAUGGAGAACCGAUUCCAAGUAAGAACUCUACGAGUGGGACUCCGGAGAAAGGAGUGAAGGAGGGGUUGGAGCAGGAUCAUCAUUAUGAGAAGUCUCCAAGCAACACUGUUUUGGAUAAGGAGUCGGAGGGCAAGUUGGGUAUUAAACAGGCAAAGGCCGGGCAACAUCCUCUUCCCGAUGGCAGCAUACCCCCCGAAGAGUUCAAGGAACACGCUCCGAGCAUAGACCAAGCAACCUCGCGCCCAGUUGGAAGCCAUCUUUCAUCAAGAGCGGCGAGGAUCGCUCAACGACAAUCCGAAUUCCAAAUACCAUCUAGGACCGCAGAUGAGGCGGAUGACUCCAAUGCAACCCUGAAGAAGGAAGGCCAUGAUACAGAUACAUUCAACAAGCCGCCUACGCACACUUCCGCCACACUGUCCUCUCUCCCCAGAACCAAAAUCCCAAAACACACUUCAGGUGUUCAGGAAUUUGAGGAGUCGAUAACCCCAGACGUAUUCCACAAUGUUGAGGGAUCGAAAUCAACGCCUGGGACAGAGCCCACUGCUUCUCAGGAAGAAGAUUUGGAAGGUAUUAAUACUGCCCUUUUUCAUAGUCCGAGGGUUGCAAGGACACUUGGGGGCAGAGUCCAAGCCGGAAGAAAGGUUGGGCUAGAUGGGGAAAGUCCAACUCGAGGACAUGCGAGUGUUUCGGCUGAAAUGGAGGGGGCCAAGACGCGGACGGAGGAUUUACCCAAAGCCAGCGUGGAAGACAUCAAAGUCGAACCAACUAUGGAGCCCGAAAUUCCUUAUGAGCUCAGAGAAUCAAAAAUUCCUUCCUCGAGGAUAGGUAGGCUGUGGAAUUAUGGCGGGCUAGCAGCGGGCAUGUUUGGAGGAGCAAUCACUGAGAGUUUCCGCCGCAUAGGUGGAAGUGGAGGGGAGGGGUCAUAUAUGCUCAGCCCAGAUAACAUGGAGCGACUCGUCGCUAAGUUAUCCCGCAUGAGAGGCGCGGCGCUCAAGUUAGGCCAAAUGAUCAGCUUUCAAGACUCUAAGCUACUACCCGAAGCCCUUCAGGAGGUACUGCAAAGAGUGCAAGAUCGAGCGGACUACAUGCCAGCUUCACAACGAAACAAAGUGUUGGCUGCUAAUCUUGGACCGGAGUGGCGAGAGCUCUUCUCAAGCUUCGAUGAGAAGCCCAUCGCUGCUGCAUCGAUAGGCCAGGUUCACAGUGCCGUACUGAAGUCCAAUGGAGCUCGGGUAGCUGUGAAAGUCCAAUAUCCAGGCGUUGCUGACUCAAUCGACUCCGAUCUUAAUAACCUCGCCAUCCUCCUUACCGCAUCACGCCUUCUGCCCAAAGGCCUUUUCCUCGACAAGACUAUUGCUAAUGCAAGACUCGAAUUAGGAUGGGAGUGUGACUAUAUUCGAGAAGCGGAGUGUGGCCGCAAGUUUGAGGAAUUGCUUUCAGGCGAGCAAGAUGUUUUCGUUGUGCCAAAAGUUUACCUCGAGGCCUCCGGGAAGCAAGUUCUUACCAUGGCAUUCAUGGAUGGAAUUGGAGUGACGAGAGUGAAGAGUUUCACACAGGAGCAGAGAGACUGGAUAGGCACCCAGAUCCUUCGUCUUUGUCUCCGCGAAAUUACCGAGUUCAAGUACAUGCAGACGGAUCCCAACUGGACCAAUUUUCUAUACAACGACGAUACGAAGAAGCUAGAGCUGCUUGAUUUUGGGGCCUCGAGGGCGUACCCAGACGAAUUCAUCACAAAGUAUUCGAACCUGCUGGCAGCAGCCUCCAGGGGUGAUCGGGACACAGUGCGGAAUUUGUCUAUCGAGCUAGGUUAUCUUACCGGCGCCGAGUCGAAGGCAAUGGUCAACGCCCAUAUCAAAUCUGUGCUUAUAUUAGCGGAACCGUUCUUAGACACGUCGCCCGAAGUAUAUGACUUCAAGGGGCAAACCAUCACGGAAAGAGUCAAAGACUUAAUUCCUGUGAUGAUUCGCGAGAGAUUGGCUCCGCCGCCGGAAGAAACGUAUAGUCUGCAUAGGAAGCUCAGUGGAGCAUUUUUGCUGUGUGCAAAACUUGGGAGCCGUGUACCAUGUAGAGAGAUGUUCCAAACUAGCAUGAAGAAGGCGGGUAUCAUAUAA